AUGCUAGAAACCAGUCGUGGCAGUACGUUUGUGAACAAAAUAUCCAAUACUAAUGACAAAUCUCGCUGGGCACAAAGCUAUCAAGUUUCCGAUUGUAGCAGAUGUGGCAACAGACCACACAAGCCAGAAGAGAACUGUCCAGCCAAGAACGUCAAGUGUCACAACUGCGAUGCCAUUGGUCAUUUCGCGAAAAAGUGUCGCGGAAGGAUUGAUAAGUCUGGUCCGGAAAAGCGCAAGUCUACAGACUACCAAGAUCAUCGCCGUUUCAAGAAGCCCAAAAUCAACGCUGUCAGCGCCAAUCAGUUGCCUGAAUCACGUGCUGUGAAACCUGAAGCUCAUCCGCAGGACUCCUUCAUAUAUGCAAUCAGCGAUAACCACGACGAGUUGGUUUGGUGUAAGGUCGGUGGCGUGCUCAUCGAAAUGAUGAUCGACUCAGGUAGCAAAUACAACAUUGUUGAUGAAUCAACGUGGCAAUAUAUCCGGAACAAAAAUGCUUUCCUGAAGAAUGUGCGUCCGUCAUCCAAACAGCUAUCGGCUUACGCGCAACGUGAAUCCUUGAGUAUCAUCUGUACAUUCGAUGCCGAAAUAACGGUUGUCGAGGGUAAUGGCCUCAGUGUUGACACUACAUUUUAUGUUGUAAAAGGUGAACAGAACUUGCUAGGAAGAGUUACAUCGAAGCAGUUGGGAGUGUUGUUGAUCGGCCUACCUAGCGCCGUGAGUCCGGAGGAGAUUCAGCACAUUUCAGAUAACGCUAUUGAUAAGUUCCCUGUAAUUAAAGGCGUCAAAAUACGUAUUAACAUUGAUGAAACUGUCAACCCCGUGGCCCAACAUGUUCGCCGAGUCCCAAUAGCUCUUCGUCAACAAGUCGAAGAUCAACUCAAUAGGCUAUUAAAAUUGGGUAUUAUCGAAAAAGUUAAUGGUCCUAGUCCGUGGGUGUCACCUGUUGUAAUAGUCAUAAAAGACAACGGUGACGUGCGGCUGUGCAUCGACAUGCGUCGUGUUAACACUGCGAUCCGGAGAGAGUAUCAUAUGAUACCUACUCUUGAUGAUCUUCUUGCAAGGUUAAAUGGAUCCAUGUGGUUUUCCCGGCUUGACAUCAAAGAUGCGUAUCACCAAGUGGAAUUGCAUGAGUCAAGUCGACACAUCACGACAUUCAUUACGCACCUCGGGAUGUUCCGAUACACAAGGUUAAUGUUCGGAAUCUGCAGCGCGUCCGAACACUUUCAAAGGAUAAUCGAACAGUUAUUGAGCGACUGUCCCAACUCCUUCAACUUUCAAGAUGACAUCUUUAUUUAUGGGAAAACGAAAGCUGAACACGAUGCCGCCUUGCAGCGCGUUCUACAUACCCUGGAAGCCCACAACGUGGUACUAAAUACGAAGAAGUGCAAAUUCAAGGUAUCGGAGACGGAAUUUCUAGGGCACGAUAUCUCCCAACACGGCGUUAAACCAACGGAAGAUAAAAUAAUGGCCGUGCAGCAGUUCAGGUCACCCAGAUCUGCGGAGGAGGUACGCAGUUUUCUUGGUCUUGUUGGCUACGUAGGAAGGUUCAUCCCCGAUUUGGCUACCAAGACAUUCCAUCUUCGACAGCUGACUGUUACCGGACAGAAAUUCGACUGGUCGUCGAAGCACGAUAUUGCGUUCCAAAAUCUCAAGCAGGCAGUAUGCUCCGCUCCAGUACUAGGAUUUUUCGAUAAUAACCGACGAACUAGAGUAGUCGCAGAUGCGUCACCAGUGGGUUUAGGAGCAGUCCUACUGCAGUUUGAAGAUGAAUGCGAUGAUAAGCCGAUCGUCAUUUCGUAUGCUAGCAAGAGCCUAUCUCCCACAGAGCGCAGAUAUUGUCAAACCGAGAAGGAAGCCCUCGCCAUAGUGUGGAGCGUCGAGAAGUUUAAAUUGUUCCUGCUCGGCAGGGACUUCGAACUCGAAACUGACCACCGUCCUUUAACAGCGAUUUUCAAGCCAACCUCGCAGCCUCCAGGUCGCAUCGAAAGAUGGGUACUCAGAUUACAACCGUUCAAAUUCAAGAUUGUGUAUAAGCCCGGCAAGCUGAACGUUGCGGACCCGCUUUCUCGUUUAUCUCCAACAAAUGAUAAUGAAGACAUCGAUAAAUGCGACGACAAGAUCUACAUCAAUGCCAUUACGGAUUCAGUUGCUGUGGAUGUAUCAGAAAUCAAGAACGCAAUAGACGAGGACCCGGAAUUGCUUAUCGUUAAGGACGCUCUGUUGACAGGAGAUUGGGCGAAUGAAUCAGUCAGGGAUGGUGCCAAGAAGUAUACACCCUUCCAAAACGAGCUGGCUCUUCUUGAAGAUUACGUAAUCCGCGGGUGCAGAAUAGUUAUUCCUCAAAAUUUGCGUACAAGGAUGCUGCAGCUCGCACACGAAGGGCAUCCAGGAGAAACGUUGAUGAUAACGCGCCUGCGUGACAGAGUUUGGUGGCCUGGAAUGGACGAAGAUGCAAGAAAAACAGUUAAACACUGUGAAGGCUGCCGUUUGGUUAGUAGACCCUCUGCACCCGAGCCAAUGCGCCGUCGAGCUAUGCCAAAUGAGCCAUGGAUAGAUGUAGCAAUGGACUUUCUGGGCCCGUUACCGUCGAACGUAUAUCUCUUGGUGAUAGUGGAUUACUACAGCCGAUACAAGGAAGUGUGUAUCAUGAAGAGGAUCACAUCAGAAGAAACAAUCAAACAAAUCGAACCAAUCUUUGUGCGGUUAGGUUAUCCAAGAACGAUCACACUGGACAACGGUCGUCAGUUUAUCAGCACGGAAUUUGAGGACUAUUGUCGCACAAGAAACAUAACUCUCAACCAUACCGCUCCAUACUGGCCGCAGGCGAAUGGCGAAGUUGAGAGACAAAACAGCUCUCUGCUAAAACGACUCAAGAUCAGCCAUUCUUUAAACCGUGAUUGGGAAACGGAUUUGCUGCAGUAUUUAAUGAUGUAUAACACCACUGCACACUCAAUUACAGGAAAGGCCCCAUCGGUGCUAUUGCAAAAUCGUUUAAUUCGGUCCAAAAUUCCGACGAUUGGCGACAUAGAAACGGCGCCACCUGUUAGUUCCGAAGCCCAAGACAGAGAUACCGUUUUAAAACAUAGAGGGAAAGAAAGGGAAGAUAUCAGACGUCAUGCAAAGCCCUCAGAAGUUCAAGAAGGAGACAACGUUCUGUUGAAGAACCUUGUGUCGACAGGCAAACUUACUUCAACAUUUGGCAGAACAGAAUAUAACGUAGUUGAGAGGAAAGGAAACCGCGUUACAGUAUUUGAUCCCGUAUCCGGUGGCGUGCUUGAAAGAAACACGGCUCAUGUCAAGAAAAUACCCAAACAUCCUAACGAUGAAGGAACAUCAAGUGGCGUAUGCGAUGGAACAAACAGUCCUGUAGUCGGUCACGAUCUGGAACCAGUGCAAACAUCUCGUCCAUCCCGUUCGAUGUCUCGACCAACCUGGCAACGCGAUUAUGUUGUCAAUCAACCAUAAUCUGGAUAAAAAGGAAGAUGUGGUGAAUGAUUUACUGAUCCAAGCAA
Aedes albopictus (Asian tiger mosquito) is the source of this 3512-nucleotide messenger RNA. RefSeq lists its product as uncharacterized. NCBI's taxonomy places the organism in Eukaryota, Metazoa, Arthropoda, Insecta, Diptera, Culicidae. Gene Ontology annotation, molecular function: nucleic acid binding; zinc ion binding. Gene Ontology annotation, biological process: DNA integration. The coding region runs from base 1 to 3465 and encodes 1154 amino acids. The transcript has 3 exons. The record is from RefSeq and is a predicted model, not a curated record.